UGAAAUUUUAAAGAUUUGUCAGGGUAAUUUUCCCGUUUUUUCCCCGAUGAACGUUCCGAGAAUUAAUUAACCAUACAAAAAGUACAUUAUAAUGCAAUACCACUCAUUAAAACAUAAACAAGAAACGGCUUGAUCUGGAACUAUCUGUCAACAAUGGGUCACAUGAAAAAUGUCUAAUAUAGUUCAAGACGUCAGCAAAAUUUGGAGUAGACUAUUUGAUCACAAGGCUUUUGUGGGUGGCGAGAUAAGUUUCACGUUACAGGAGUUUGAGAAGAAGCGCGGCGAAAACGAAGUGGACAAGCUGUUCACAACCAUCGAGGUAAUAGCGGAUCUCAGAGACUCUCAGGUGGACAGACUGAAAGAGGCCAUAGAUGACACAGUACCAAAUACAUUUAAUGAUAUAGAGGAAGCUUUGUAUUUAUGUGAAAACUUCUCUAAACUCGAAGAGCAAUACAAAAAGGACACCACACUUGCUGAUAAUCACCAAAAAAGAAAGACAGAACUCAACAAAUUUAUGGAUGAUAUCACCAACAAAUAUACAGAAAUCAACAGCAAUUUCGAAAACAAGAAACAGGAAUUGAAGAAAAUUUAUGAAGAUUUGGAGAACCAACUAAAACUGCAAUAG
Molecule: messenger RNA, 625 nt
Organism: Aethina tumida (small hive beetle)
Lineage: Eukaryota; Metazoa; Arthropoda; Insecta; Coleoptera; Nitidulidae
Gene: Muted
Product: biogenesis of lysosome-related organelles complex 1 subunit 5
Exons: 4
Coding region: 170-625 (151 amino acids)
Cellular component (GO): BLOC-1 complex; transport vesicle
Source: RefSeq, a predicted model, not a curated record